Molecule: messenger RNA, 2778 nt
Organism: Blastomyces dermatitidis ER-3
Lineage: Eukaryota; Fungi; Ascomycota; Eurotiomycetes; Onygenales; Ajellomycetaceae
Exons: 1
Coding region: 1-2778 (925 amino acids)
Source: RefSeq, a predicted model, not a curated record
AUGCCGCGCGUUGUUUCUGGAAACCAAUCAAGUUCUAUUGCUUCCACUAAGCCAACUCUUCUUAGUCGUCGCGAAGACGGCGUUCGAAGGAAGGACCAGCGAUCCUCCUCGUGGUCCGCUUGGAUCCCCCCUCCGCUACUUGGACAACCUGAUAACAAGUCUUCUCGGGUCAGAUCCAGCAGUUUAGGACAACGAGGCAGUCCAGAUAUUGCACCAACAUCCGGACAGAAAGCGCUAGCAGAGAAAAGAGGUGGUUUUCGAAAAUGGGGCAAGAGAAAGGACAAAAAGUCUGUCACUUUUGAAGAGGAUGUAGCGGUGAACCUUCAGGAUUGUGAUAGCGCAUCCGGAACGGUACGAAGGCAGAAACUGUCCACGGUUGGUUCGGUAUCUGGUAUCUUUUCUCGAACAACACGAGACGAGGAGCAGAAUCGUGCGCCGGAUCCAGUCAGUAGACUCGAUUUCGCCAACCGUUCCGGCCCUGUUCCAGGAAGUUGGGUCGGACGACAUGCUCCUAGUCAAGAAGGGACUCAUCAUGAAGGGGCGGAUCGUGAAUACUGGUUGAGUCUUCGACGCCAAAUCGAAGAGAGCGCGAAAUUGCAGGACGAACUGCAUAAACGCCAAGCUACCAAAAGCGGAAAAAAAGAAAGAACCAAUCGCAAGCAUCAGCGUACGGUGAGUCGCGAUGAUCAGCUGAUUGCCCGUGGUGCCAAUCCCCGAACUGGUGUAGUAAGUCCCAGCAUCAUGAGUGGUGGUAGCGACUCUAGUUUCCGUGACUCCCGGGAGGAGAAUGCCACUCUUCAGAAGUGGCGUCUGAAGGGCAACGAGUGGAUAAGCUUGGACAAGAACGAAAAGUCUCCAUUUCCCUCGCCAUCUGGAAAUGAAAUUGCACAAGCCGAAUUCCCUGGUUUGCAGAGAAGCAAGACCGAGUCUGUUGGAUUGAUCACUUCUGCUCCCCCGACAGAGUUUGCACCAAAUUCGAUCAACCCGGAAGACAAGUUUGUUGUCAACAUGCCCUCCGCAAGAGAGCCAUCGCCGCUGACAAUGACUGCCCAGCAAAUUGUGGACUUCCAGAAGACUCUCGAACGCGUUCAUCAUGAAGGUGAACAAAUGCUGGAUCCGGACACCCUUCCAACACCCAGAUCCGUUACCCCUACAGGGAUUAGCACCCCUCCCAGGCGACUUACGAAAAAUUUUAAGGAGAAAAUUAUAGGACGAAAAAGGGACGCUAAGUCUCCAUCACCAUCCCUUGCUUUUGUAGAACCUCCGGCCCAGGGCUAUGUCAUCCACGCCGCUAUAACUAGUCCCAACAAGCCUGUUCCUGACAUCAAAGUGACGUCCUCUUCUGGCGAUCCUGAGUACGUCAAAUUAUGUAACGAGGAGAUGGGUCAGGGGCAGCCCACAUCUCAUGCACAUGCUUGUGGCAUGAACGGAGGUCCUUUUUUAGGCCAAAGCGGGGGCCAUGGAGAGAAAUGCACUCAGAUCUCUUGGCCCCGAACAGCGCCCCGUCUCCAUUGCCUUUCGCCUCAGUCGAUGAACGCCCGCAAAUUCCUAACCCAGAAGCAAGCCUUCCAAGCAAACCUGAUAAGCCGCACAGCAUGCGAGGAAGAAUUGGCAGAGAGAAGUCAAGUAUAUUACCCUCUGACAAUGGCGCAAAUUUUACACGAUCACAAUCUCAGUGGGCUCCUCAGAAAAAGUCCAGGAGGCUCUAUGAAAGGAGGGUCCGUGGCCGUCGAUCCAGUUCUGGAUUGCAGCCAGCUACACAAAUUGCCAGAACAGGAAAAUCUAUCCACUAUCAUUACCACUACGACACCCACGUCCACAAGCACUACAUCUAUGACUCUCCCACUAGCAAUGGAUCAACGCCCAUUAAACCACGAUAUCAAUCCCGACACCGAUUUCAACGCCAAUUCAAGCACCAUUCCCGGAAAGACAGGCCUUUGUCACUAUGGAACAUGUUGCAAUCAUCAGCAAUGCCCCUGCUUGUCCGAAACUUCGGGCAACAGCGUUCUUGCCAUCGAGGGACGAGCAGAGCAAAAUAUCAAUCGCGGCAUCAGAGAAAUCCCACUAAAUCUCAGCCGAAAUAUGCAUGGGAGCACCCAUAUAUCAGGACUAAACGACCCUAGUAAUUUACCCUUCACUGAAUAUUGUGCCCCUUAUAUACAGAACGGAUAUUUCAACCCCGCUAAGAAAAUUCACAGCGCCCAGAGGUCUCUGGUUAGCACUGGCUUGGGUCCUUCGCCCAUGUAUGUGAACAUGGUUCCGGUCAUGAAUAAGGGCGCCGUAUUCCAAGAGGAUGCUGUGAAGAGGGUAGUACGAUCAGACUCUGGAAGUGUAAAUUCCCUAAUGAGUGGACACUUUCGACCCAACACCCAAAGUGACAAUGGCCGAGAUAUCGAGGAUCGAAAAAAAGAUAAUUUACUCAACAAUCAAAAUAAUUCCACACCUGCUGUCCAAUUCCUCCAUUAUAUUGUUCGUGAGCGCCAUACUUUCAAUUUCCUGCGCCUGAUAGCCGUCCAGUUCCUCGCCAUGGCUCUGCACUGUCUCAGAGUCACCUUUAGCAUUUGCGAUUUCUGUCACAAGUUCUCGAAAACGGGUGUUCUUCCACGCGCACCUCGGAGCUUCCACGAUCUCGGGAUCUUGAUUUUAGACACUGGGCGAGCAUGCAUUUACUUUGCUGUAUUGGUUGUUGCAUGCACCUUUUUGGCAAGAGGGUUGGGCUUUCUGGCUACGGUCGCUUCAUGGCUAGUUUGGGCCCUAAAACUUUUGACUUUGGCGUAA